Molecule: messenger RNA, 1333 nt
Organism: Salvia hispanica
Lineage: Eukaryota; Viridiplantae; Streptophyta; Magnoliopsida; Lamiales; Lamiaceae
Source: RefSeq, a predicted model, not a curated record
AUGGCAGAAAUAGCCGAGGAAACUCCGGCCGCGACCGAGGCCGUGAUUGUCGACAUCCAAUCUCGGUGGCGCAUGCUCCACAGAGUUCCGGUGCACGUGCGAGAGGAGAAGAAACACGUGUUUGAGCCAGUUGUGGUCCCCCUCGGCCCAUACCACUGCCGCCAGCAUCCACAAUCGCAGCUGGUCGAGCCACUCAAGGACGCGGUACAAGAUAUAGUUUGCAAAUUAGAUCAAACAGACCGGAAAGGCUUCCUCCUGAGCAAGAUCCUUGAGCGGAUAGACGAAAUCCGCCAUUUCUACGGUGGAGCAGAUGGCUACACUGACCAGGAAUUGGCUGAAAUGAUACAUCGCGACGCCUGCUUCCUCGUAUUCAGUAUGAUACCAAAGACUUUCUCCAUGAUUCGCCAUAACCUGGGAAUGUACGGGAUAUUGUUCAUGUCUCGCGAUAUGUAUAUGCUGGAAAAUCAAAUUCCGUUAUGGCUCAUCCCCUUAAUACACCCUCACCAAUCAUUUCUGUGCAAGUAUUUGAGCAGCAAUGUUUUCGGGGAUUACAGGAUGACACAGCUUCCAUGGAAAACCGGAAGAGGAGAAGAGCCCCUUCACCUACUCGAAGCUUUCCAUCGCACCUUCCUUAGCCUUGUUCAGACCCCAGAAAAUUCAAACGACGGAGGAGGGAGUAAUUUUUCGCGACUAAUCAACAAAUACAAUCAACCAAAGCCAAAGGAUGAAAGCUCGAGAAGAACUCUAUGGCAAAACUUGAACACCCCGUUUCAGUCGGCGACGGAUCUGAAAGCAAAAGGCAUCUAUUUCCGGCGAAGCUCCCAUUGCUUGACCGACAUCAAGUUCUUCUCCUUCGCACUAUACGCAGAGCUCCACCUCCCUUUCUUCAACAUCACAAACAACAGCAAAACAUUCUUCUCCAACAUUAUCGCAUUCGAGAUGUCGCCAGAGACGGAAACAGACUACGGCGUAACAUCGUAUUUCAGUUUCAUGAAAACGCUGAUCCACAAUGCUAGUGAUGUAAAAGUUUUGCGGGAGAAGGGGAUAUUGUACAGCAGGUUGGCGUGCGAUGAAGAGGUGGUUGAGAUGUUUAAAAGCAUCGAUACUUAUGGGUACUCGAAGCAUGGGCUUUUGGAUGAAGUGAAGAUGAGGAUUGAGGAGCACUGCAGUAGUAAAGCGAAGACGUGGAUGGCUGACCUCGUCAACACCAAGUUUCGGAGCCCGUGGACUGUGAUAGCGCUCGCGGCUGCUGCUUUUCUGCUAGCGCUUACCGUUGUACAAACUUACUACACGGUCAAUCCAGCCGAUUGAAAUUUUGUUGCUUGAUCCACUU